Molecule: messenger RNA, 4557 nt
Organism: Puccinia triticina
Lineage: Eukaryota; Fungi; Basidiomycota; Pucciniomycetes; Pucciniales; Pucciniaceae
Exons: 6
Coding region: 1-4557 (1518 amino acids)
Biological process (GO): regulation of ARF protein signal transduction
Molecular function (GO): guanyl-nucleotide exchange factor activity
Source: RefSeq, a predicted model, not a curated record
AUGGCCAACUCGCCCAAGCUGAAGCCAUCGAGUGGGAGCAGCAGCACUGCCCAGCCGCCCCCGAUCGUCAUCCCCCACCUCCUCCUCGACCGCUCGCGACUCAAGCCGGUGCCCAAGCCCCAGCCAGCACCCGCCAAGCUCCAGACCCCGCAGGCAUUCACCCACCAGCUCCUCCCCCUCAGGGCACAGCUGCGAAACACCGCCAACCCAUCCCCGCACUCAGCCAUCUGCCAGAAAACCAGGAACAGCCCACUCGGCUUACUCAAACAUACCCCCCCAGCACAGCAACCAGCACAGCAACAUACCGAGCCAGAACAACCGGAACAGCCACCCCAACCGGAGCAACCGGAGCAACCGGAACAGCCACACCAACCCGAACGAUCGGAACAACCGGAACAGUCGCAGCCACCGGGACCACCGGAACAACCGCAACCACCGGGGCCUGAAGAUACCGAAUCGGAACAGCAGCAUCCUGAGCCAGCACAGCCACAUACCGAGCCAGCACAGCCACAUACCGAACCACCGCAACCACAUACCGAACCACCGCAACCACAUACCGAACCAGUCCAACCACAUACCGAGGCAGCUACCGAAGCAGCUACCGAGGCAGCUACCGAAGCAGCCACCGAAGCAGCUACCGAAGCAGCUACCGAAGCAGCUACCGAAGCAGCACCGCCUCACACGGAAGAGCCGAAGCCAGAAGCAGCCCAGGAUACCGAAGCAGCAGAUACCGAAGCCCCGCCGACCGACGCACGCCAAGCAGCGAUGGCCGACAACCAGAUCCAGGCAUGGCAGCAGCACCCGGCAGCCUCGACGCUCGACCGGGCUAACUCGGCCGCCGCCCGGCUGGACUCGCUCGCCAGACUCACCGGCACCACCGAGCCCGGCACGGACCCGCCCGCGGACGCCAGCAGCCUGCCCCCGUUCCUGAUGGCCAAACACAUCGAGGAGACCAGCAGGAAGGCCGGGCUGGUGCCCCUGCCCCUGCCGGCCUCGCUCGGCUUCGGCGUCGGGCCGAACGGGCGCGGCGUCCCGAGACUGUCGGCCCUCCAGCGGAAAGCACUCGAGAAGAUGGCCCAGCAGCAGCAGCACCCCGCUACCACCUCCCUCGCCCGCUCCCACACCACCACCGGCACCGAGUCCCCCAAGCGGGCCGCCCUCCCGCCCGACGGCGCCGACGAGCGCCAGCAGGCCCGGAGCAACCUCAUCCGCAAACUAUCGAGCCGAGGAGCCGCCGGUAGCAACUCGCUCACCUCACUCGACAGCCAGACCGACCCAAAGCAUGCCAUCAGACUCAGCCCAUCCAAGAAUACCAGCAACCCACGGACACUCACUCACCCCGCUGGCCAUCCUGAGACUAGCUGGCUAGACUUCUCCGAGCCCAGCUCGAGAUCCAUCGCCAGCCACAGUCCAGAUCUCAACACCGAGGCCAUCUCCGAACUCACUCUCGCUCCCACACCCGAGCCAACCGCAUUAGGAAGCCCCUCGGUCAGAUCGAGCAUCGUCUCCCGGCUCAAGGCCAGGACUUCCCUGAGCAGCCGCAUCGACAGGAGUACGGCCACCGGCCGCUCCCCCUCCCCCGGCCACCCCCCAUCCCGGCAAUCCUCGAUCGAUCAUGGCAGCGAUGGCCCAGCGGACCGUCGACGCUCAGCUAUCAACGGGAAUCCCCGGGCCUCACGUCCAUCCUACUCAUCUACGGCCCAGCGCGUCCGGCCCAGCCCCACCGAAAACUCCCAAGACCGAUCCAGACAGUCAUAUACCACACUCAGCAGCCGAGUGGGCUCUCCUUCCCCAUCACAACAUACCCACAAUGGCGAUAGGCCCUUGCGACCCACCCGCGCACCACCCAUCACCCAAGCUCACAAUGUCGUUGGAGGCCGGGGAACAAUCUCGCACAAGAGCAGUGUUGACUUGGGUCCUUCCCAGUUCCCGCCCACCCCUCAUCUAGUUCGAACGCACAUGCCAGUAGCAUCUGCAGUCGAUCUGGCUCGAUACAACGACCAAAAACUGGCUCCAUUCCCUGCGCUCCUCAGCUCCUCCCCGCCAGGCUCUCCCGAACGGGCCAGAUCUCCGCCCCGAAGCGCCCUCAAGUCCUCCAAAUCUCAGGCCCACGGUAUCCUCUCGAGCGCUUCCAACUUUUUCCGCUCGCCCAGCCGAAAUCAGGACGAGAAUGUGGCCCGGGCCAGCAGCCAGAUGUCGUCCCCCCAAGCUCGAAGCGUGGUCUCCCCAUCCAACUAUCCCGUCAGCAUGAGUCGUUCGAGCGAGGAUCAGGAGGAGGUAGUCGAGCCCUCUCGAUGGCAAUCAAUUGGCGACGCCGCGGGCAAGAUGAGCGCCUCUGUUGAAGUCUCCCGCUCGCCGACUCUUGACAGUAACAGUAGCUCGCUGGCCUCGAUGAUCUCCAACCAACGACGAGAACAGAUCCUAGCCCGUCUCUCCCCAUUCCUCAGGCCACUCCAUUCCAGCGCUCCACAGGACCACAGGUUGAAUGACCCGCCCCGCAGACUGUUGUGGCACCAGCCCGUCCUCCAAGUCGUCAAUGCUACCUCCGUCAAAGACCGAUACCUCUUUCUCUUCAACGACAUCCUCGUCAUCACCAAACCGGUGAUCGAGUUCGAGGAUUGCAAGGGAGAGCUAGUCCCCAAACUACCGAUCACUCUCAAGCACUCCUUCCUGACCAAGAGCAUCGUCGAAAUCAAGAACCUUCGCUGUAUCUGCACUAACCAAGCCAGGCGUGCGUCAUCAGCCAUUCAAGAUAAGAAAAAUCAGGCCGACUCAGAGGAAUGGUUCCAACAAGAUGCCUUCUACGAAGACCCGAGUCGAGCGAUCCAGAGUCAUCUCCAGCUCUCUGGCCUCGAACCCACCGACACUGAGAUUGCCAAGCUGUUGAUCUCGACGGCUGCGCUUGAUAGACGUCAGCUGGGACAAUUUUUGACCGGCCCAGAACGCACGGGAAUCUUGAGGAAAUAUCUGGAACGGAUGAACCUGGCGUACAUGAGGAUCGAGGAUGGCUUGCGAUCGGUGCUGCUCUCGCUCAGAUUACCCGCCGAUCCGCCGGCCAUCGAGCGAUUCUUGCACGAGUUCGGGGUGGUGUGGACGAUGAGUAAUCCGAAAGUGGGGCUGAGCGCUGGAUUGGUGACGCGGUGGACGACGGGGAUGAUCGUGUUGAGCGAGCAUCUGCACGAUGGACUGACGGACUCGAUGCGCUAUGUGGCCGGGUUCAUUGGCUUCCCUAAUGAGAUCAGGAACGAGACCCAGUUUGUGGAGUCGAUCGUCCAGGCGGAGAAGGAGCUGAGGAGCCAGGGCAAGCCGAGCUCGACUCUGUCGCCGGAGAAACUCGAGACGAUGUUGAAGAAGUCCUUCCAGUCUAUCCGUCGGGAUCGACUAGUCCAGGCCCGGGCAAACGUCGAAGAUACGGAGAAGAUCGAGAUGGAGGUGAUGGAGGAAGAAGCAGGGGGAAACUCGCAAGUCUCUUCGAAGUUACCGAGCCACAUCAUCUACCAGAUCCCCUCGGAGCUGGUGACGAUCAGGAUCCCCGAGCCGGACCCCCAAUUCGGGAUCAAGCUGUUCGGAUCCGGGCUGAGCUUCGAGCCCUCCUUCCUGAGCUUCACCGAGUCGGCGAGUGCGACGUUCCGGAUCAAGGGCAAAGCUUUAGGACCUCGACAGGUGUCGAUGAUCAAGAUCGGGCGCCGGGCGGCAGCAUACGACGGGAUCCCGCUGGACCUGAUGGUGUCCGUGGAGCGCGCGUUCAUGAAGCACACCGUCCAGGUCGGCUUCCUGAACCACAUGAUGGCCAAGCGCAAGUAUCUCUUCAGCUUCCUCGGGCCCCAGCCCAAGACCGACUUCCUCGAGCUCGUCGAAGACGCCCAGGCGGCGGCCCAACACGUCCCCGCUGGGGUGCCCAACGGGCCCCAGGCCGUUGCUCGCUCCGUCGCCCUCCAGGUGCUCAUCGACUCGCUGAUCAUCAACGAAGACCUGGUGCCGAUGAACGUCAACCCAUAUGCCUCGACCACAGUGGGUCUGAAAACGAGCCACAAGUCCAAAAAAUCCAUCGACAAUCCUCCUCCUUCCAAGAAACUCGCCCCUAGCUCGUCAACAGGAGGAGGCCAGAGGGUCCGCUCGAACUCGCUCUCCGAGACGUACAUCCACACCAUCGGAAACUCCGAACACGACCUCCACCACGCCAUCCUGGAGAAACGCAGCCAGGCACAGGACUUGCAUAUCCGCAAGCGCCAGCAUAAGCUGCUCCAGGCCCAGCUGUCUGCGAACCUCUCCGGCGGGAAAGAGGCGCUCGACCCCUACUCGUGCUCGAAUAAGGUCGCGCCCGUCGGCGGGGCGGACGAGAUGCAGAACCUGCCCCUGUUGAGGAAGUUUAUGUUUAGUGGAGACAGCCUCGUGCACCAUUGCCAGCAGAACAGUUUGGUUCCGCUCGUGCUGGGCUUCUUGAGCAUGGGCCUCGGCGACGCGUCCAAGGCUCUCGCGCCGGCUGGCCCCCCUGGGCUCGCUGAUCCGUCGCGCGACGCUCACGGCCAACAUCAACAUGAAUACCAUGUCAUCUAA